AUGACGACAACUGCAUCAACGACGACGGUCCAGCAACCACACACCCAGAUGCUCGACCCCGCCUCGUUCAACAUCUCAGAGGGCGUCCAUUCUCCCCUCCCACCAUCACAGAUCAGCCAUUACUCGACACUUGCUGGAGCACUGGGAGGGCAGAACGUAUCACAGGCGUUGCAGAAUCAGUCUUCGAACCAGAAGUCAUCACCAGCUCCCAGUCCAAAGACCAAGCCAAAGCAGACGCGGCAGAAACCAAACCCAAAGCGAACCAAAUCAUCAUCAUGAGGCCCUUUUCGUUAGUUUAGAUACCUGCUUUGCCUAGCAGUCGGAGCCUCUUGGUGCGGCGGGCGAUGUGCGCUCUGCUCUUGCUUUUACCUUGCGAUUUGCGCCCCCCGCGGAUUGGCAGAGCCAACCGUGGAUCCUCUUACCUUAUUUACCCGUCAUUUACCCUAUCCUUGGCCUAUCCCGUAUCGUUUGAAGACGGCCGUCCUGCAGUUUCCACGUGCGUCGUUGAUUGUGGAGAGUAAUAAUGAUGCAUUGUAUUGUUUUGGUACUUGUUGGUGUCUCUGGAAUGG
Molecule: messenger RNA, 569 nt
Organism: Coniophora puteana RWD-64-598 SS2
Lineage: Eukaryota; Fungi; Basidiomycota; Agaricomycetes; Boletales; Coniophoraceae
Exons: 2
Coding region: 1-279 (92 amino acids)
Source: RefSeq, a predicted model, not a curated record